UGUUCAUACAGAGGUCUAUCAGUCGAAGCAAUGGAGCUCACAAGUGUGGAUGAUUUUAGAGAGAGAGCAUGGAGUUUACUUCCGAAAGGUCCAUUGGAUUACUACAGAAGUGGUGCUGGAGAUGAAUAUUCUUUGCGUCUCAAUCAAUCGGCAUUUGAUAGAAUCCGUAUCAGACCGACAUACCUCAAAGAUGUCUCCGAAAGAACAACAAAAACCAAUGUUCUGGGGAUUAAUAUGGAUAUGCCGGUUGGUAUAGCUCCAACAGCAAUGCAAAGAAUGGCCCAUCCUGAAGGUGAAGUUGCAAAUGCUAAGGCCGCUGCUGCAUCUGGAGUACUUUUUACAUUGAGUACCAUUGCAACAUCAUCAAUUGAGGAAGUUGCUGAGGCUACACCGGAAAGCAACAAAUGGUUUCAACUCUAUAUCUACCGAGACAGAGAGCUGACCAAGAAUUUGGUAAGAAGAGCUGAAAAGAAUGGAUACAAGGCAAUAGUUCUAACCGUUGACGCUCCCUUAUUUGGCCUGAGAAGACGCGACGUUAAGAACAAGUUCACCUUAGCUCCUCAUCUGCAAUUAGCCAAUUUCGUAGGUGAGAAGGCCACAGGAGUUCAUAAUUCCGAAGGAGGAUCAGGACUACUUGAGUAUGUCAAUAAGCAAUUUGAUGACUCCAUCACCUGGGAAGAUGUUAAAUGGCUCGUUGAGUUUACAAAACUCCCCGUCAUUGCUAAGGGUAUCCUAACGGCUGAAGAUGCAACAACAGCCGUUCAAUGUGGCUGCAGAGGGAUAAUUGUAUCAAAUCACGGAGCUCGUCAAAUAGACGGGGUACCAGCUUCAAUUGAGGCUCUACCAGAAGUUGUAGCAGCUGUUGGGGAACGUGUCACCGUGAUGAUGGACGGUGGAAUUCGACAAGGAACAGAUGUUUUCAAAGCUCUCGCCUUGGGGGCUAAACUUGUCUUCAUUGGACGUCCUGCAAUUUGGGGAUUGACAGCUGAUGGGCAGAGGGGUGUUGAAACUAUCCUGAAGAUUAUUAAAAAUGAAUUGAAUAUUUGUAUGGCCAUAGCAGGGUGCCCUACUGUCUCCGAUAUCUCAAGGAAGUAUGUAGUUCAUGAAAGUUACUACAGCAAAUUGUAGUUCAAAGGAUAAGAAUCGUUUUUGAAUAAAUAAAAUUGUUUAAAAAAAAAA
Molecule: messenger RNA, 1179 nt
Organism: Lutzomyia longipalpis
Lineage: Eukaryota; Metazoa; Arthropoda; Insecta; Diptera; Psychodidae
Gene: Hao
Exons: 4
Coding region: 31-1128 (365 amino acids)
Molecular function (GO): oxidoreductase activity; FMN binding
Source: RefSeq, a predicted model, not a curated record